GUCUUUCAGAUAUGCUACUGAAUUCAUAACUAGUGUCAUUCUUGUUUCAUUUUCUGUUCAUAUUAUUCAUCAUGGCUCAAGUACCUACAUCUAAUUCUCUCAGUAUUUUGGUUUCUGAUGAAGGUGUCAGAAUCCCAAUUGCUCUUCAAAGUAAAAAUAAUAGAAAAACUUUUGAAACUGUGCAAACACAAGCUGUAGAUUCCAUCAAAGGAAUGACUUUGAGUAAAGUUGAAAACCACAGUUUAGACUCUAAUAAUUCUUAUAUUAUUUCAAACUCAUCUACAAGAAGUGAGGAAUCAAUGGAUUUGAUGAGCUCAUAUGCAGGAGAAUUGGCCACUGUCCAAAUUGUUUGUGGAGAUAAACACCAACCUGGAUUUCCUGCCUCACAAACCAUCAUCAUGACUGAUGGCCAAGCAUUUGCAUCUAAUAAUCAUACUUCUUCUAAUGCUGGCUGUCCAAUAAGCAUAGCCAAUGAUGUCCAACACCAUGGCUUAAAGAUUGAAACACAAUCAAGAUCAGCAAACUCACAUACAGACCUAUCAGUUCAUGGUUCUCUUGAGUCACAUGAAAACAUGGGUGGUGGCAGUGUUAGCAUCACAGAAGCUGAAGAAGAACCAGGGCUGGAAGAUGUUGCCAUUACAGAAGUGUGCUCUGAUGGAGUGCCAUAUGACCCCACCAAAGAUCUUUAUGAUCCUGCUGAAGUUUUAGUUCCACUUUCAAAUACAUCAGAUGCUAGCUCUGCAUAUGUAUCAGAUAGUGUACUGAAUCAAGCCAAUAUACAAAAAUUUAUGAAGACUCAUGGUUAUGAAGAUGUUUUAAUGGAAGUAAGUGGAGAACGAUACCAGGCUUACUGCCGGGCCUGUGAAGUUGUGGUAAAUGUCAAGUGCUUGCUGGAGCUAGAAAGGCAUGUGAACACCAUCCGGCACCAAACCAAAGUUGUGCAACAAGAGAUGUCGCCAUCAAAUAAUCAGUGGUCAGAAGACUCCUGUCGAGCACUCAUUAUGGCUGUUAAGAAGCACCACCACCGAUUCCUGGAGCGGCAAGCACCACGGUCACCCAUAUGGGCUGACAUACUGCAGGAGAUGCAUGAGAACACCACGUGUCAAGUUGACGUCAACCAAUGCAGACACAGAUGGCUGACGCUUAAGGGCAACUAUGAGGAACUCAUCAACAACAUCAAGGCCGAGAGUGAUGGUGCUGACUCCACAAUUAGUAUUGCUGCCAAAAUAGAAGAUUGGCCUGAGCUCAUGCAGCUCAUGCACGAGGUUCUUGCCCCUGUUGCUGAUGACGAUGAUGACAAAUUGAAUGAGAGUGGUGCUGUGACAUCUUCCUUGUUGGACUAUCAGGAACUUAUUGAGGAUGGAGACUUCAAGUGGACAGAAGAAUCGGAGGAGGCGCUGCUGUCGCUCCUGGAGACCAACUCGUCGGUCAUCACAGACACUGGCAGCGUUGAUGGUGCUGGAUGGGCGGCGUUGAAGGAGGCUCUUGCAGACCAAGGAUUUGAGCUGUCAACAAGUCAACUACAACGCAAAUGGGACAACCUGCGCACCGGCCACUGCCACUACGACCAGCUGGCGCGGCGUCACGGCGCUACCAUCGUGUGGCAGCACUACAGCAGACUGGACAACCUCCUGCACCACGUCGACCUCGUGCAGGAGCAGGGACAAGAUAGCGAUGAAGACUUCGACCCCACGCGCGCGGGAGUUGAUCGAGGUUCAGGUUCGUACCGUCGAUACAGAGGCCGAGGUCGCGGUAGAGGGAGAGGCAGAGGCCGACGAGGGCGACACCGCAGAUACGCUCUUGAUUCUUCACCUCCUCCUUCGGCGUUACGAAGAAUACCAACGGGCAGUGCGCAGUCUGGUUCUGGUCGUCAGCGGCCGCAGCGUUCCACUGCCGGCCGGCAUUAUAAAUACGAGAGCGAUUCUGCCGAACACGAGCUCGAUGAAGCUGAGGAUAACGAAGACACUAAAGACGUGCUGUCUCGCAUCAAAGAGCGACAGGUGAAAACCUCUCCAAAUCACACAACCGAGGAAAAAGUUAUGGUUGUGGAAGAGAGUUUUAUAGAACAGCUUAUUGAACGUAAGGUAAAUGAACGAUUAGAACAAGCUUGGAAUUUUAGAAUGAGUCAUUUAGAGCAGCGUAUUGCUGAUUUAGAAAAUAAAAUAAUUGGCGUGCGAGUAGAGGAUGUCACUGAAGAUAAUUUUGCGGAAAUCGACGCUGAAUCUAUGCCUCUUGAAGGAAGUUAUACUGAUAGCACCCACAGCGUCACUCUCCCUCACGUCCAUGUCAACUCCAACGUCAUAACCUUACCCUCAGACGGUAAUAUCACCUCUUUACCACACGUCAUGAAUGACUCUUCUUCAACCGAAUCCCAAGUGCAAGUGACCGCUUUGAGUGACGAUCGACACGCAGGUGAGGCCUUCACGUCGGACAGCAUCGUGAUCUCCGCACCUCAGCAAGCCUUAAUGGGAUCACACAACACUCGCGUUCACGGUUUUAUUCCUGGGCACAACUCUGCGGGUACCCACACUGUCAUUUACGCCCCGUCGUCCCUUACAGAGACCGGACAGACCGUUAGCGUGCCCUUCAAUGGGCAACAGCACAUCACACUCUCCAUAGGCAACAGUCUCGCUCAGUCCCUUCAGAACUCUUUAGAUCAGACCAGCUCUGCCUUAUCUAACCAUGCUGGUACUAGAAGCAUAUUCCUGGCGACACAAAGUAAUGGGGCAGCCGUCCCUGCCACUCACGCCUUAUCUCCUCUAAUUCCUGCCUCUAAAGCCAUCGAUGGUUCCUCACUUGGCAUGGCGCAGGGGCAACAGAAGAGGCAACUCGUCAGUCUCCAACAAUCUCCACAACAGCUGCCCAGAAAAAAAGGACGUGUUAAAUAGAUGAAUCUCUUUAAAUAGUUGUUAAGGUUAAUCAUUCUAAAUAGUUGUGUAAAUUCCUCGGCAUUUUGUACGAUAUACUUUAAAUAUUGUGUUAUUUCUUCAUUUAAGUGCAUGAUCCGAGUUUUAGGCCGUCGUUAUAAAAUUGUCGAGAAAUCAUUUUUUCCCAGAAUAGAAUAAUGUCUCAAGGUGUUUCGAAAGAUCAGAACUUACUCAAAUAUUGCUACUAUGACCACGCUAUGCUAGGUUUGGACCUUGGUCGCAGUACAUUUUUUUCUGAUGUACACAUUUUUUUCUAGGUAGACUCAUGCACGGACCAAUUUAUAAGCAUGAGUCAUUAUUAGAUAUUGAAAUUUAAUAGAAUGGUUCGUUUAAUUGACUUGAUUGUUGUUUCAUCAUGGUUUGAAAUUGUUUAGCUGGUUAUCUGUUAAAAUAGUUCUAUUCUGUUUGAUGAUCGUUAUCUAACCACAGGAGACGGCGUCUUCGAAAGUACAAGAGAAGUAAUUAUAGUUAAUCCUCGCUGUGAAUAUCUGCUUCACGCGUACGGAGACAAAUGUAUAUUAUAUAGUACAUUUUUAUGCAGUUAC
Molecule: messenger RNA, 3472 nt
Organism: Hyalella azteca
Lineage: Eukaryota; Metazoa; Arthropoda; Malacostraca; Amphipoda; Hyalellidae
Exons: 10
Coding region: 72-2888 (938 amino acids)
Source: RefSeq, a predicted model, not a curated record